AUGACAAUUGCCUCGAUCAUUGUCCCCAAUUGGAUAGCAUAUGAUGGAAGCACCGACCACGGAACCUCGAUACACUACCGCUAUGGACUCCACCAAAGGUGUUCCAACACAAGCCUCCCACCUUCCAACAUUUCUCUUGCCGUUACCUCCAACUACCACUGCACGCAAUUCCCUCGAUAUGAAGAUUGCCGCGGCGACGACCGAUAUUUUUGCAGCAUGUGGAGGUCUGUCGGUUUCCUCAUGUCCUUCGCAGUCGUGCUGGAGGGCAUGACGCUUGCCGCAUUUGCAGUUUUGCUUGUGGGAGGAAAACAGAAAAGGGAACAAGGUUGGGGUGUGCUUACGAUUCUUGUGGCAUUGGCCGCGUUUGUUCAGGCCAUCGGGAUGGCUUUGAUGGCAUACUUGUACGAAAAUGAUGAGCGAUUUUUCUCCGGCUGGUUCCUCGACAAGAGCUGGACCAUGUGUACGAUAUCGUGGAGCUUUGAGGCAGUAUGUGCCAUUGCGAUAACGUUGGCUGCGGUGACCCUGCCAAGCGAAGGCGGCUACGAACUGAUCCCCGACCACGGCUGA
Messenger RNA from Cladophialophora carrionii CBS 160.54, 567 nucleotides. RefSeq lists its product as uncharacterized. Lineage: Eukaryota; Fungi; Ascomycota; Eurotiomycetes; Chaetothyriales; Herpotrichiellaceae. Bases 1 to 567 code for a protein of 188 amino acids. The record is from RefSeq and is a predicted model, not a curated record. The transcript has 3 exons.